Molecule: messenger RNA, 4479 nt
Organism: Babesia ovata
Lineage: Eukaryota; Apicomplexa; Aconoidasida; Piroplasmida; Babesiidae
Exons: 2
Coding region: 1-4479 (1492 amino acids)
Source: RefSeq, a predicted model, not a curated record
AUGGCGUUCUUGCACGGGGUGAUUAAAAAUGUCCACGAUAAACAGCCUUACAAAGUAGGAAAAGAUUACUUAAAUGAGAACGUUGUUAAGCUUGUUGAACCUUAUUUGUGUUCAGGUCAUGAGGGUUUUAAGAGAGUCAUUGGCCAGGUGGCGCAGGGUGUCGGGAGGUAUAAUAGGGAUGUGGAGGGGAGUAAUGAGAGGGUGAAAAGGCCUAUUGAAAAGCUACAAGGCUUUGUAAAAGAAGGCAGUGAGUUUGAUAAUAGCGUAAAAAAUCUGCCUUAUGCAAAUGUUACUGAGGAGCAUGUCAAAAGGACCGUGAAGUUAGUGGCUGAGUGUCGAGAAAAUGCCAGGCUCUACGUGUCAGGAACACAAUUGGCUAGACAGGAAAUAAACGACUUAAAUCGUGAACUUAAUGUUAAAAUAAACAAUGCAUACGAUGUUAUUUAUUACCAAUAUGACAGGCUUGUUAAAGUGUCGAGGCAAGAGAAAAGUGACUUGGAUGAGGCGACCAAAAGAGUCAGAGAGGUGUUGGAAGCUGCCGGGGAUAAUCUAAAAUCGCAAAUUUCAUCCAACAUAAAAAGCCUUGUCGCAGAUUUGAAAAAAUUGGUUGACGCAAUUAAAACAAAAUUAGACAGUAUUAAAGAAAACCUUGAAAAGUACGUUGCAGCUUUGGACAAAUGGAUUACCGCUGCACUGGCGGUGAUACAGGCGGCGGAAGACAGGAUAACGGAGGAUAUAUUGCCGAAGGUUAGUAAGGGGAAAGAGUAUGCACAAACUCCGAUUGGCGAAGCUGCAAAGGACUUGCAAACUAAAGGAGAAAAUCUGUUGAGUGCGUAUGAGACGUCGUUUAAUGGGCUGGAUGGGUUGAAGAGGGGAAUUGAGGGAGCGGUUAGGGAUGUUGAACAAGUGUAUGAGAAGAAAUUGUUAUCUUUGAAGAAGGGUGUGAUUGAAGGUGUGAACAAAGCGUUAGAAGAUGGUGAGCAUGGCCUUACGAAGUUGGAUGAUCAUGUAAAAGGUGGGUUGAUAAACCUUAGGGAUAGACUUAUUAAGCAGGCAAUUGAUGGGUUUGUAGAACAGUUGGAAAGGACGAAUUAUGAAUCGAGUGCUGCUAGCCUAUUCAUACGCGGUGGUGGAGCCACAGGUAGCUUCAGUCAAUUACCGGAUACGAAGUUGAAAUCAUGGAUUGACAAAGUAAAAGAAGAUCUAGAGCAGAGCGUCAUCCACAUCCCAGUACAUUAUCGCAAUGGAGAAGAUAAGUUAAAGCAUCUAAUGGGUGUUCUAGACGGCAUAAAAAAGGAAAUCAAAAUUCUAGUAGAUACACAAUUAAAACCCACGUCCUUUUUUGGCGCCAUCGGUACCGACAUUCACGGGAAGAUAACGAAGGUCAUAGAGGGGAAUCAGAAAAAUAUGAAUCUGGAAACACUCAUGAAAGAUUAUUAUGCCAAGACUAAAAAGGAUCCUACACCAGAUGGCAGAAACGUAGGUCAGCUUAGAGGCCUAAUUAUGACUAUUAAAGCGCCCUUUAAAAAAGACGGUUUCAGUGAAGAUGAAGCCUUCGAAAAGUUCGACGCUCAGAAAAUGGAUGGUUAUAAGUUCGAGAAGGUUAUUGGCGAGACCGGUCAAGGCGCACAACCUAAGUACGAUGCAGCCGUCAAGAAAGUCAACAAGGCGCUCAAGGCUUUCGUCGACACUAAUUGCGUCGAUACGCCCUCAGGCACCACAGCCAACGUAAAUGAGAAGAAAAAAGAACUCUCCGGCUUCGUCGAAACAAUCACCACCGAACUGAAGAACAUCGCCUGGCUGGUCGACAAUGAUGCAUCUGACGAGAAGCCCAGCGACGUUAAGAACCAUGAACAAGGUGGUAUACGACAGAGAUUGCAGAAGCUUAAAGCAGAUAUUGGGAAGGAUGACGGAACCUCUCGAGAUGACAAAAAACUUCAAGGGAUCCGUAAUAAACUCCAUGACCUCAAAGAAAAGGAUUUGGCAGCGGUCAUCGGAAUGGCCGACGCAUUUGCUGGCCAAGCUGACACAUUUUGCGGCACAACAGUUGAAAAUCUAAACAAUAGUGUGGACUCACAGGUCCACACAGCCAUUGAUGCUUUAACAGCCCAAGCUCGAAAGCGGUAUGUUGCCACCAUCCAAGACAUAUUAAUGGCUUUUGCGGACAAGGUGGAAAAGGAGUUGAAGACUUUGCCUCAAGACAUAAAUCAUGACUUGACCGUAGGUUACAAGGGCUUCAUGAAGACGUUAGAAGAUGGAAGUAAGGAACCUAGCAAAAGGGAUAGUGAGAGCAUUAAUAGGCUUACAGAUCUCGUAUCUCUUAUGUCUUCGCCAUCCUUCGAUAAGAAAGCAGCGUUCAUAGGCAUGUGCUCCGCUUAUCAGUUAUUCUUCAGGCCAAUCACAGAAUAUCUCCUAGGAGAAAUCGUGCGAGUUAAUGCAGAAGAAAACAAAAAGAACCAGAAACCUUCAGCCAAAGAGACUUUAUACACUAAUAAGCUCCACGCUGUAUUCAACGCACUCAGCAAAUUAGUUGAUAACAUUAAGCACAAUCAUGGCUACGACUACAAGGUGCCCGGGCUAUGUGAAAAGCUACGUGAUUCAAUUGUCAGCUUGAAGCCGUACAGCUUUGCGAUGUUGACAUCUCCCAUUCUAGAUGUUAUUGUAAGCGGCGUCGACAUGUUGGAGAAAGAAUUGAGCAAAGUUUACAUUUCUGCGUAUUCCGGGAACACAUAUGACUCCAAGGACGAAAAUGCAUACGCCAAAAUCUGUCUCAGCAUUAUCUCCAUUGUCAACGCCGAUCUAGCCCAUUUGAAUAAAAUGUGCGAAACCGAUGCUUGCAAAUUCAGUAGAAUAUGUGAACUGAACGAUGGGAAGGAGAAUCCACUCGGUACGUUUUUAACACGUUUCGGAUACAGCGUUCCCAAGGGUGAUGGCUCAGGGCAAGACGGCGAAUUAAGGUGUUCUGGAGGAAUGAUUGGUGGGCAUAUUCUUCAAAAACUCAACGUAUCAAUUGACGGCGCCAAAGCAAUUACGCACCUCACAACAUGUUCGUCGCCUAAAAAUCCUAGAGAACACAUAUGCGUCAUGGACAUUGUUCAAUGUUUUGCCACUCACCUUACAGAGUUUUCUCAAGUCGGUCACAUAGCUGCAUUCACCGCCAAUAAACAUCCUUGCAAUGUGUAUGAAAUGCUUGGUUGGCUUGGCGGCUUACCUAACAACCGCGUCUAUGAGCAACUUAAGUCACACAUUAAGACUACAUUAGAUAAACCAGAGAAAUACAAAAGGAAAGAUUUCUCCGAAAUACCUGAACACAUAUUAGGAUUAAAAGGGUACCCGUAUAACGUAUCAUACAGACGCAUAAUAAUCGCCAUUCGUGAUAUUACGUACAACUCGCAUACUCUACUCACCACUAUCGCCGGUCACGGUGAUGCUGAGUGCGGGUACGCCUGUGACUACUCCAAUAAUUCACUUAAUCUACACUAUCCCACAUCCGGUGCAGAUUGUUUAGAUAUGCUGCUGGACAUUCUGCGCAGGUUGCAUUAUGUUUUAAAAUUCUUGCAUAACAGGUGUGGCGUCGCUGCUAAGCACAGCGGUUGGCGUGAUUGUAUGUACGGCAAGGACAUCCCUACAACCAAAGCGCACUGUAACGAACAACCAACUAACCAACCAAAUUGCCAACCUAGGUGCCAAGCAAACUGCCACGCAAACACUAAACCAAAUUGUCAACCAACUUCUCCACUGAUGAAUUACCUAUCCGACUCGUUACCAGGCCACUUGCCUCACCAAUUAAUCACUGUUGGGUGUAAGCCCAAAUGUACCACCUGCCCUACUACCUCCAGGCUGGGAAUGCCCUGCCUUACCCCGCUUGGCUUCAGGGGGUUUUCCGGCUCAACCAAAACUGGUGAGAACCUGUAUGAUUCGAUUGAAAUAUUCUUCAAUAUCCGCAAUCUUACAGCACUAUUCGCCCUUGCCCCUAGGCCACCAUCAACGCUGCCUGAGCACUUCGGUUUUGCACUGUCGCUUGCGAUGGGUCUUAACGCUACGCAACUGAAGAAGAGUGAUGAUAUAAAGACAUUACAAGAUGCAUUUGCAGAAUCUGCCACCCGGCUCUCUAUUACCCUUUACGAGCGGCCCGGGGACCUUACAGAUGCUCUCACCGCUGCUUAUGGCUCUCCCUCCGCCCCUCAUUCCAGUUGCGAUGGCUCUCAUCUUAUGCAUCUCACCGAAUCGCAAACAUGUAGCAACAACAUUUAUUCUGCCCCCUACCUUCAGUCACUGUGCCAGGAUUACACGUACUACCUUGCCAACAAACACACCGGCGCCUACCUUUCCUGGGUUGUUUACUUGCCUUGGGAUUUCUUUACCUUCCUUGGCAAUCUCUAUAAUGCUUUCUGCAAUAUAUUUUGCCAGGAAUGGGGGUGCAGGAAAACAUGGGACGGCCAUAUCGUCCUGCAAUUGCACGUCCAUCGUAAAAUGUAG